AUGCUGGACAUGGAGUCGGCGAGCGGGCCGGACAACGCCACGCUGCUGAUGCUGCAGAACCCGGCCAUCGCGGUGGCCCUGCCCGUGGUGUACUCGCUGGUGGCGCUGGUCAGCAUCCCCGGCAACCUGUUCUCGUUGUGGGUGCUGUGCCGCCACAUUGGGCCCAAGAGCCCGUCGGUCAUCUUCAUGAUCAACCUGAGCCUCACCGACCUCAUGCUGGCCAGCGUGCUGCCCUUCCAGAUCUACUACCACUGCAACGGCCACCACUGGGUGUUUGGCGUGCUGCCCUGCAACGUGGUCACCGUGGCCUUCUACGCCAACAUGUACUCCAGCAUCCUCACCAUGACCUGCAUCAGCGUCGAGCGCUUCCUGGGCGUGGUGUACCCGCUGGCCUCGGCCCGCUGGCGCCGCCGCCGCUACGCCGUGGCCGCCUGCCUCUGCACGUGGCUGCUCCUGCUGGCGGCUCUGUCCCCGCUGGCCCGCACGGACCUGACCUACAGGGUGGACGCGCUGGGCAUCGUCACCUGCUUCGACGUGCUCAAGUGGACCAUGCUGCCCAGCGUGACCAUGUGGGCGCUCUUCCUGUUCACCAUCUUCAUCAUCCUCUUCCUCAUCCCCUUCGUGGUCACCGUGGCCUGCUACACGGCCACCAUCCUCAAGCUGCUGCAGGCCCCCGACCGCCACAGCCAGGGCCAGAGGCGCCGCUCCGUGCACCUGGCCGCCGUGGUGCUGCUGGCUUUCGUCACCUGCUUUGCGCCCAACAACUUCGUGCUGCUGGUGCACAUGGUCAGUCGCCUGUUCUUCAACAAGAGCUACUACCAUGUGUACAAGCUCACGCUGUGCCUCAGUUGCCUCAACAACUGCCUGGACCCCUUCGUCUACUACUUCGCCUCCCGCGAGUUCCAGCUGCGGCUGCGGGACUACCUGGGCUACGGCCCACUGCCCAGCGACAGCCAGGACACGCGCCGCGAGAGCCUCUUCUCGGCCAGGACGCUGUCGGGCCGCUCCGUGGCCGCUGGUCAGGCUGAGGACGGGCUCGGGGCAGCCGGCCAGCCCUGCCUGAAGAGGCAGGAGAGCGUGUUCUGA
This is a messenger RNA of Galeopterus variegatus (Sunda flying lemur), 1086 nucleotides long. RefSeq names its product purinergic receptor P2Y, G-protein coupled, 8 (gene P2RY8). Gene Ontology annotation, molecular function: G protein-coupled purinergic nucleotide receptor activity. Lineage: Eukaryota; Metazoa; Chordata; Mammalia; Dermoptera; Cynocephalidae. The record is from RefSeq and is a predicted model, not a curated record. Gene Ontology annotation, biological process: phospholipase C-activating G protein-coupled receptor signaling pathway; positive regulation of Rho protein signal transduction. The transcript has a single exon. Gene Ontology annotation, cellular component: membrane. Bases 1 to 1086 code for a protein of 361 amino acids.